UUCUGUCAUUUUGUCAUGGCUAUGCAUCAGGGCAGGGUGUUGCCCUUGGUAAACAUAUCUGCUUUUUGUCUGUUUGCUGAGAGUCUCCAACUGCUGAGCAACAGCUAUGAACUGAGAAGGCUGUUCACGCCUUUCAAGUUGUGACAUCUUUGUCUGUACUCUGUGAAAGCUGGAAGUAUGGACUCGAUAAGCUGUCUGAAACAUGAGGCCCACCUGAAGAAGAUGGUCCUGGUCAUUGUCUUCAUCGCCUUGUUCCUGGAUCACAUGCUACUGUCAGUGGUUGUGCCAAUUCUACCAAGUUACCUGUACAACACUGACCAGGAUGCCACCAGCACUCCAGGGAACGGCACUGACUCAACAAAUGAUCCUCCUAUCAUCCACUCAGUCAGUAACUCUAGGAUUUUGGCCUCUACAUUUGCAUCUCCAAGCCAGAACCUGGAUCUCUCCAGUUCAACCUACUCUGAAGCAGAUGCUGAUCUGGACACAGUAAACAUAAAAGUUGGACUGUUGUUGGCCUCCAAGUCCACCAUACAGCUAAUUGUUAACCCUUUCAUUGGGCCACUUACUGACAGAGUUGGAUACCACAUCCCAAUGUGUGCUGGUUUCUGCAUUAUCAUCCUUGCAACCACUUUGUUUGCCUUUUCAUCUAGUUUCAUCUUACUGCUGUUGGCCAGAUCUGUGCAAGGUAUAGGUGGAUCCUGCUUGUCUGUGUCAGGAAUGGGUAUGUUGGCUGAUGUCUACAAAGAUGGCACGGAGAGAGGACGUGCAAUGGGUAUAUCCUUCUCUGGUCUGGCCUUAGGAUUGAUAGCGGGUGCUCCAUUCGGCAGUGUGAUGUAUCAGUUUGUGGGGAAGAUGGCUCCGUUUCUGGUCCUGGCUAUCAUUGCUGUGUUGGGUGGAGGUUUACACUUCCUCAUCUUUCAACCAUUGCAGGCGCAAACAGAGAGGGAAAAAGGGACUCCACUGCUGACUCUCUUGAGGGACCCAUACAUUCUCAUUGCAGCUGGAGCCAUAUGUUUUACAACUCUGGUUAUUGCUACAAUAGAAACAACCCUUCCUGUCUGGAUGAUGAAGACCAUGUCUGCUAGCAAAUGGCAGCUAGGCAUUGUCUUCUUGCCAGACAGCUUAUGCUACCUCAUUGCCUCCAACAUCUGCAGUCGCCUGUCACAAAAAUACAGUAGAAGUUGGCUAUGGGCUUGUAUUGGAAUGGCUGCGGCAGGAAUCACCACCAUUUCUUUUGGAUUUUCCAGCACCAUCUACCAUUACAUUGUACUGAAUGCAUUUAUUGGCUUUUCAUCUGGCACAGUGGACUCUUCAGUAAUGCCUCUCAUGGGUUACUUGGUAGACAUGAGACAUGUGCCGGUAUACGGUACGGUUUAUGCUAUUGCCGAUGUCGCAGUUUGCAUUGGAUUCUGUGUAGGUCCAGUGAUUGCGGGUCCUGUAGUGGCAUCAGUUGGCUUCCCCUGCCUCAUGUCCAUAAUUGGAACAGUAAAUUUAAUCUACGCUCCCCUCUGUGUCUUCCUUUUUAGUCCAUCUUGGCAAGGGGAACCUAUGCCAAUAACAAAAUGAACCAAAGGAAGCUCAGCCUGCGAACUUGGAGUCACACUUCACACCAGCUCCAUGGCUCCAAGCAUGGCAAUGUUUACCCAGAGUGCAUGUCUUGCACAAGAGUGCAAAUCAUUGUUGGUUGAAGCAUGUUGACUAUUCAGGAAACAUGACUUAUGAUUCAACAUGUCUUAUCAUUAUCAUUAGGACAACAGGCCACUUGUAGAGUAAACUGCAGCCUGUCAAUUGGGGCACAGUGAAUGGGGGAUGGUGAACGUUAUUUUUUCUUUUUUUAUGUAUCAGUUAAACUGGUGUGUUUAUAUGCGUGUGUGCUAAUUCUUUUUUCUUUUAUAGAAGUAAGUGCUUUAUCGUUGCUGUUCAAUUUUCCAAUUUGUUGCUUUGAUGAAGAUUUGUUUGUGCGUGUAUAUAUUUGUCUCUGACUUUUAGUCUUGUGAAUAACUUUUUUUCUUUAGAUAAUCUUUGUUCAUGCAGUGUUGGGGUGGAUGGAGUAAAUAAGUAAAUAUAAAAGUAUAUAUAAAUAUGAAUUGUCCCAGGGGCAUCUUUGCAUAGCCUGCAUCUGGGGUCCUGUCUGGUGUGGUAGACCCCAGCCUCUAUUGAUCUUGUACUGAGUGCCUGUUCUUGUGCUAGAUAGAUAGAUACUUAAUUGAUCCCGAGGGAAAUCCCGAGGACAGCCUUCUGUGCUGUCCAUCAAUCCAACCUUCUCUAGCCAUUGGUAGGAUUUCUUGGUAUCAGCCACUUCCUCUAUCUGUCGGUGGUGCAUGGCGUGCAAGGGCUUGUCAUUCCAUGAUGGCUCAUCCCCUUCUUCCUCAUCAUUGCCAGGUUUCUGCUGCCUAAGGUAUUCACUUCCUGAUGUAUUCCUGGAUCUUUGUUGUUUCAUCUCGGACAAUCGUUCACGCCACAACACGACACUUGCCAGUCCUCGGCUUCCCUCAUUCCACUUAGUGUACAGUCUCAGGGUGCUGAAUUUGGGGUGAAACCCUCCAUGCAUUGUGAGGAGCUUCCUUGUCUUGAUAUCAGUGGCCUCUAUCUCCUCCUUUGACCAACUUAUUCUGCCAGUGGGGUGGCUAAUGAUUGGACUGGCAGGGCAUAUGUGUUGAUGGCCCAGACUUUGUUCUUACCAUUCAGCUGACUUCCUUGCGGCCUCCUCAUGGUUUCCAUUUGCCUGUGGGAUCUCAAGGUAUUUGUUACUGUUCUGAACAUCUGUCAUGUUGCCUUCUGGUAGUUUAAUCCCCUCCAUUCUGAUCAUCACCCCUCACUUGUUCACUGUUGGCAUACAGUUGCUUGUUGUACAAGUUGCUUCAAAUUAAAAGUUACCCAACACUGCAGAUGAGACAGAAGAAACAUUCAGAGCUGACACUUUUAUCCUUUGCAAAAGGAUCAAGGCCAUUGUGUGACCACUGGAGGGAGCUGGCUCAUGAAAAAACUGAGUGAAACCAAACUUAUUGAAAAGGCUUUACUUAAAGGGUCUGUGGCCUUAUUCUGGCAAAUACUGAAGUCAACAAUGACCUUAUCAGAAUGAGUGAGAAGACCUGAGAUAAAAUAUCCUAACUCUUCAAGAAAGUGGAGUAAGGAUCUGGUGGAUUUAUUUAUUUACUUAUUUUUUGCUGGAUACCCCGUACUCAGUAGGUUAAUCAGUGGGACUCAUGAUAGAAUGUGUAUUAAGAGGAAAAAGAUGCCUUUCGUUGGUAGUAUGAUGUUUUGUUACCCUAUACAAGUGAUGAAGAUGAAAUACAGUAGUAAGUACCUUAGGCACGUUGCCUUGCAAGACAUUAUCAGGGUGCUUUCUGGAACAGUUCACUACUGUCCAAGGUAGAGAUGAUAAGGUAGAAAUGAUUGGUUAUUUGUCUAUCCAUAUAUUAUUAUUUUUAUAAACACAUUUUACAAUUCACCAUAGUCAAAAUAAUGUUUACAUUGCAACCCCAGGAAAAACAAUGACUUAAUUUAAAGUUGAUGUCAUUUAUUUUAAGCAUUCUGAAUACAUUAUAAGAACAAAAGUAUUGAGGCACACCUCUUUAUUACUGAAUUCAGCUUUGGUAUGAGGUUGUUUUUCAGUAAUGGGCUGGGCCCCUUACUUCCUAUAAAGGAGAAUCUUAAUUCUUCAGCAUACUAAGACAUUUUGGACAAUGAUAUG
Messenger RNA from Scatophagus argus, 3694 nucleotides. RefSeq names its product synaptic vesicular amine transporter-like. Gene Ontology annotation, biological process: aminergic neurotransmitter loading into synaptic vesicle; transmembrane transport. The transcript is spliced from 17 exons. Gene Ontology annotation, molecular function: serotonin:sodium:chloride symporter activity. Lineage: Eukaryota; Metazoa; Chordata; Actinopteri; Scatophagidae. The record is from RefSeq and is a predicted model, not a curated record. The coding region runs from base 178 to 1566 and encodes 462 amino acids. Gene Ontology annotation, cellular component: synaptic vesicle membrane; terminal bouton.